Molecule: messenger RNA, 835 nt
Organism: Mercenaria mercenaria
Lineage: Eukaryota; Metazoa; Mollusca; Bivalvia; Venerida; Veneridae
Exons: 3
Coding region: 25-597 (190 amino acids)
Biological process (GO): regulation of apoptotic process
Molecular function (GO): protein binding
Source: RefSeq, a predicted model, not a curated record
UAGAAAAGCAGGAAAACUGAGGGUAUGUCUUUUCAAGUAGAAACAGAUGCGAUACCCAUUCCACAAGAAUCAGAUGAUACCGCUAAUGCAAUUUUUCCACAGACCAAUAGCGGAAGCUUGAACAUCGCUGAUACUCACCCUCUAGAUCAAGUUACCAACGACCAGAACAAUGAUGAUUUGUCUAAUCAAACCAUACAGGAGCCACUCACUGAUUUGGUAUUGCCUCCAAGACCACCUAAAGAUUUUGAACUGAAUAAUUUCUUGUUACAUCUUGCUGAGGACAUGGAACAUGAUGAUCUAGAAAAAAUGAAGUUUCUGCUGUCGGGAGAUGGAGGGAUUUCCACAAAAGAAAGGGAGCAAAUAAAAUCGCCUCUAGAUCUGUUCAAACAAUUAAAGAAGAGGUCACUCAUAAGUAGACAUGAUAUACUUUAUCUACAACUGAUGUUAAUAUUUACCGGAAAGAAAAAAAAUCCAUACGUAUGGCUUGUGAAUUUGCCAACAAUACUAGAGGGACAUUACAUUUCUUUCCGCCUCCAGAAAAGCCAACCGAUGGUUACAAGUAUGCUCAACUUCACGUUAAAGUUCCGGAUGCUCUAAAGUAUACAAAACAAAGUCUAGAAAAUCUGAGACGAAGGAUAUCUGAGAUGACAUUCGCACCCGAGUACUGCAUUCAUAUCGUUGGUGUUGAGCCACAAAGUGUACUUGUCACUUUUAUGAUGCCUUCCGUGUAUGCAGAGAUUCUUGAAGACAUGUUAGAAAGAAAGAUAUUUUCUGAUGUGUUUCAAGAGAUGAUGGUAGAGUACGUGGUUGUUUGCAACAGAAGAUUUAUCUACGA